AUGUCUUCAACUUUCUUGUCAAAUACAGCGGAUAAAGUGAAAAUCAUGGUCGCCGGAGAGAAAGGCCGCAAGGUCGCCGACCUUGACACCGUCACCCAGACGGUGUCGUCCAAUGAUAGGAUUACUUCCGACUUUGGCGUGAAGAUGGGCAAUGUCGACGAAUGGCUACGAGUAGCCAGCAAUGACAAGACGGGUCCUAUGCUUCUGGAAGACUCAUUUUCCAGAGAAAGAAUUCACAGAUUUGACCACGAACGAAUUCCCGAACGAGUGGUCCACGCACGAGGCGCUGGUGCGUUCGGUAACUUCCGAUUAUUUAAAAGCGCCGAAGAUGUGACAACGGCAGGAGUUCUUACAGACACCACUCGUGAGACGCCUGUUUUCGUUCGAUUCUCCACCGUGGCAGGAUCUCGCGGUAGCGCUGACACCGUGCGCGAUGUGCGCGGGUUUGCGGUCAAGUUCUAUACGCAGGAGGGCAACUGGGAUAUAGUUGGAAACAAUAUCCCGGUUUUCUUCAUCCAGGACGCUAUCAAAUUCCCGGAUGUUAUUCACGCUGUGAAGCCUGAGCCUCACAAUGAGAUACCACAGGCUCAAUCAGCUCACAACAACUUCUGGGAUUUCGCGUUUAUGCAUACCGAGGCCACGCACAUGUUUAUGUGGACGAUGUCAGACCGAGCGAUCCCGCGAUCAUUCAGAAUGAUGCAGGGGUUUGGCGUAAACACAUUUGUUCUAACCAACAAGAAUGGCGAGCGUCAUUUUGUCAAGUUCCACUGGACUCCCGAACUUGGUGUCCACUCAUUAGUUUGGGAUGAGGCUUUAAAGAUAGCAGGCCAAGAUCCCGACUUCCACCGCAAGGAUUUAUGGGAGGCGAUUGAGUAUGGAGCUUUUCCAAAGUGGAAGUUCGGUAUCCAGGUGAUCCCUGAGUCUCGGGAGCACGAUUUUGAUUUUGAUAUCCUUGACGCGACGAAGCUUUGGCCCGAAGAUCUCAUCCCAGUUCGAUACAUCGGCGAGCUCGAGCUUAACAGGAAUGUGGAUGAAUUUUUCCCCCAGACCGAACAGGUCGCAUUCUGCACAGCGCAUAUGGUUCCAGGAAUUGCCCAUUCGAAUGAUCCCUUACUACAAGGACGUAGCUUUAGCUACUUCGAUACACAGCUAUCCCGUCUCGGAAUCAACUGGCAAGAACUUCCUAUUAACAAGCCAGUCUGCCCCGUUAUGAAUUUCAACCGUGAUGGCCAAGGGAGACAUGCUAUCACUAAAGGACAAGUCAACUACUAUCCCAACAGGUUUGAGGCACGGCCGCCGGCCACUGCGCAAGAAGGCGCAUAUCCGGAACCGCCUUUCGACGUCCAAGGUAUUAAGGCACGAACCAAGAGCGUUAAAUUCCGGGAGCACUACAACCAAGCCCAGUUGUUCUAUAACAGUUUGUCUGAGCCGGAGAAGAGGCACCUUGCCGCCGCAUUCUCAUUCGAAUUGGAUCACUGCGACGAUCCUGUCGUCUACGAGCGCAUGACUCAACGAUUAGCCGACAUCGAUUUAGGACUCGCUCAGACUGUAGCCGAGAUAGUCGGAGGUUCGAAGCCCGAUACCUACACCAGAGAGAACCACGGCAAGAAAGCUAGUAAGCUUAGCCAGCUUGAAUUCCCGCCAGAGAAGCCGACAAUUGCUAGCCGUCGCAUCGCUAUCAUUAUUGCAGACGGCUUUGACAUUGGUGUCUACAGCGCUGUUAAGGCCGCGGUCAUAGCGUCUGGCGCAUUACCCUUCACCAUCGGAACACGCAGGUCCGAGAUAUUCCCAAAAGAUGUACCGAAGUCACCAGGUUCUGGCGUGAAACCCGACCACCACCUCGAAGGCAUGCGAUCUACCUUGUUUGAUGCAGUAUUUGUUCCUGGCGGUUCUGAGUCGAUCAAGACUCUUUCUCAGAGCGGGCGUGCUCUGCACUGGCUCCGCGAAGCGUUCGGACAUCUCAAACCUAUUGCAGCUACGGGUGAGGGAAUUGAGUUACUCAAGCUGGCAUUCGCAUUACCAGGGAUCCAAGUGUCAACGAACGACCAGGCGGUUGAAUCAUAUGGCGUUGUCACUAUGCGUCGUGUGACCCCUGAUAGCUUGAAGGGGACUAUUGCGAUCGCAAAGGAGGGAGCAAAACUCUUGGAGAAGUUCUGGUACCAAAUUUCGCAACACAGGAACUAUGAAAGAGAAUUAGCUGGGCUUAACGUACAGGUUGCGUAUUAA
Molecule: messenger RNA, 2226 nt
Organism: Daldinia vernicosa
Lineage: Eukaryota; Fungi; Ascomycota; Sordariomycetes; Xylariales; Hypoxylaceae
Product: catalase
Exons: 2
Coding region: 1-2226 (741 amino acids)
Biological process (GO): hydrogen peroxide catabolic process; response to oxidative stress
Cellular component (GO): cytosol
Molecular function (GO): catalase activity; heme binding
Source: RefSeq, a predicted model, not a curated record